UCCCUCCUCAUUCAGAGCCCCGAGUGUCUGUCGGCCCUCAUUGGCCGCCCGGCCUCGGUGGGGCGGAGCCGGACCGCCUGCAAAAGGAGGAAAAGGAAAAAAAAAGCGGAGGGGGGGGGGGAGAGCGAGAGAGGAGCGAGAGGAAAAAAAAAGGAGAAAACUAAGUGCGUAAAAAAGUUCUCGCCGCGGUGACGGAUGCUCAAAAGUUCAGGAGUUUUUCCGAUGCUUCCCAAAGCAGUCUGCGACUGAAAAAGAGACUGAAAAAAAAAGGGAGAGGGAGAGAGAGAGAGGGAGAGUUUGCACUGGCAGCUCGGGAAGACAACUUGUUGCAGAUCCCCGUGGAACAAGGAACUGGGAGCGUGGGAGCCUCUGUGCAAAGGUUUUAUUUUCUUAAUACUCUUUCUACGUUUGGAAGUUGCUUACUCCGCGGCGAUUACUUCUUCUUCCUCCCCGGUCUUUUUUUUUGAAUUUUUUCCCCUUUUCCCCCGUUUUUUCCCUUUUUUCCCCCGUUUUUGAUUUUUUCCCUUUUCCGCGUGGAGUGCGGGAGCUCGCCGGCGGGUUUUCCUGGGCGCAGAAGAGGAGCCUUUCGGCGCUGCCGGCGUUGUUCUGCCUCCCUCUUUCCGCGCUCCGCCGGGGGGGUGGGGGGGUGGGGGUUGCCCGGCCGCCCGGUCCAGCUCGGUCCGCGGAGCGGCGGAGGGGUGGAGGGGGAAGGGACGCGCUGUUUGGUCCGGCGGGGAGGGUGGGGGAAAGCUGACGGGAGGACAUGCAGGCUCGCUACUCCGUGUCCAGUCCCAACUCCCUGGGAGUGGUGCCGUACCUCGGCGGAGAGCAGAGCUACUACCGGGCCGCCGCCGCCGCGGCCGGCGGGGGCUACACGGCCAUGCCGGCCCCGAUGAGCAUGUACUCCCACCCGGCCCACGAGCAGUACCCGGCCGGCAUGGCCCGCGCCUACGGGCCCUACACGCCGCCGCCGCAGCCCAAGGAUAUGGUGAAGCCGCCGUACAGCUACAUCGCCCUCAUCACCAUGGCCAUCCAAAACGCGCCCGAUAAGAAGAUCACCUUGAACGGGAUCUACCAGUUCAUCAUGGAGCGGUUCCCCUUCUACCGGGACAACAAGCAGGGCUGGCAGAACAGCAUCCGCCACAACCUCUCGCUCAACGAGUGCUUCGUCAAGGUGCCCCGCGACGACAAGAAGCCCGGCAAGGGCAGCUACUGGACCCUCGACCCCGAUUCCUACAACAUGUUCGAGAACGGCAGCUUCCUCCGCCGCCGCCGCCGCUUCAAGAAGAAGGACGCCGUCAAGGACAAGGAGGAGAAGGACCGCCUGCACCUCAAGGACCAUGCCCCGCCGCCGCCGCGCCCGCCGCCCGCCGCCGCCGCCGAGCCCGAGGCCGGCCCCGCCGCCGGCACCGCGCCACCGCCGCCGCCCGUGCGCGUCCAGGACAUCAAGACGGAGAACGGCACGGCCUCGCCGCCGCAGGCCGGCUCCCCCCCCGGCGCCGCGCCGCCGCUUGGCGCCGGCGCCGUGCCCAAGAUCGAGAGCCCCGACAGCAGCAGCAGCCUCUCCAGCGGCGGCAGCCCCCGCGGCGCGCUGCCCGCCGGCCGCUCGCUCGGCCUGGAGGCGCCCGAGCCGCCGCCGCCGCCGCCGCACCACCACCACCACGGCCCGGGCUUCAGCGUGGACAACAUCAUGACCUCGCUGCGCGGCUCGCCGCAGGGCGCCGCCGAGCUGAGCGCCGGGCUGCUGGCGCCCGCCGCCGCCGCCCCGCGGACCGGCAUCCCGCCCGCGCUCUCGCUCGGCGGCUACUCGCCGGGCCACAGCUCCGUCUACAGCGCGCCCUGCAGCCAGGCCGCCGGCAGCGCCGCCGCCGCCGGGACCUACCACUGCAACAUGCAGGCCAUGAGCCUCUACGCGGCGGCGGGCGGCGCCGAGCGCCCCGGCCACCUGCCCGCCGCCGCCGCCAGCCCCGCCGAGGAGCCGCUGCCCGACUACGCGCUGCCGGCGGGCGGCGCGGGCGGCGCGGCGCUGGGCCACGGCGCGCUGGGCGGCGCGGGCGGCCACCAGGAGGGGCCCCCCGCGCACCCGCACCAGGGCCGCCUGGCCUCCUGGUACCUCAACCAGGCGGCGGCGGCGGCGGCGGCGGCGGCGGCGGCGGCGGGCGAGCUGGGCCCGCUGGCGGGCGCGCCGGGCUACGCGGCGCCGCAGCAGGGCUUCGCCGCGGCGCGGGAGGUCUUCGAGGCGCCGCGCCUCGGCCUCAGCGCCUCGCCGGGCGGCGGCGGCGGCGGCGGCGGCGCGGGCGGCGGCGCGGGCGGCGGCGGCAGCUGUCAGAUGUCCUUCCCCGGCGGGCAGCCGCUCUACCGCGCCGCCGGCGCCUUCGUCUACGACUGCGGCAAGUUCUGAGCCGCGGCGCGGCCCGGCCCCGCCGGCACCGGCACCGGCACCGGCACCGCACCGGCACCGCACCGCCUCCUCGCCCGCGGACAGGGCGAGCGCACACUAAAACCCUUUGUACAGAGACAGGCCCAAAGCAUGUCUUGGUUUGUUAAAGGACAGUGUUACUCCAAUAACACGUAAGUUUUUUUUUAAUUGCUUUUGAGAAAUGCUCCUUUUCCCCCCACCUCACCCCCCACCCCAGCCCCUUAAGGUAUUUUUAUGCCCUACGUCUAGAAGGGAGCAAAAAUCCAGCGUAGAGUACCAGCUUCCCCCCCCCCCCUUUUACAAGGACUUGUUUUAAAGUGUAAAUUGCAACAUAGUAAUUUAUUUUUAAUUUGUAGUCGGAUGUUGCGGACCAAACGCCAGAAAGUGUUUCCCCCUUCCCUGAAAAGUGACGUUAAAAUUGACUGAAACGCUAAUUUUUUCACUUUAUAUAAAAAGGGAAACUGUAUUAAUCUUAUUCUAUCAAUAUUUUUCUUUUUUUUUGUUGAAAAUAUUCCGAAGGUAUUGCAUUGUUUGUUUAUUAAUAAAUUACCGUUCAGUUGGAA
This is a messenger RNA of Dromaius novaehollandiae (emu), 2982 nucleotides long. RefSeq names its product forkhead box C1 (gene FOXC1). Bases 764 to 2401 code for a protein of 545 amino acids. Lineage: Eukaryota; Metazoa; Chordata; Aves; Casuariiformes; Dromaiidae. The transcript has 2 exons. Gene Ontology annotation, molecular function: RNA polymerase II cis-regulatory region sequence-specific DNA binding; DNA-binding transcription factor activity, RNA polymerase II-specific. The record is from RefSeq and is a predicted model, not a curated record. Gene Ontology annotation, biological process: regulation of transcription by RNA polymerase II; anatomical structure morphogenesis; cell differentiation.